Molecule: messenger RNA, 1554 nt
Organism: Syzygium oleosum
Lineage: Eukaryota; Viridiplantae; Streptophyta; Magnoliopsida; Myrtales; Myrtaceae
Product: probable leucine-rich repeat receptor-like protein kinase At1g35710
Exons: 2
Coding region: 1-1554 (517 amino acids)
Molecular function (GO): protein binding
Source: RefSeq, a predicted model, not a curated record
AUGGCAUCAUCUCAAAAGCAACUCUCAGUUCCAUUCGAGGUACUUUAUCUUCUUCUCGUGCUCGUGCAUAAUAUACCUUGCCUUGCUUCAUCCCAAAGCUCCGUUGCUGGUGUAACUAACGAAACAAAAGACAAGGAAAUGGAGGCCCUCCUGAAAUGGAAAUCUAAGCUCGACAAGGAGAGUCGCUCUAUCUUGUCUUCAUGGAAUGAAAGCAGCCCUUGUUCUUGGCUUGGAAUCGCUUGUGAUCCUUCUGGGAGCAUCAUCAGCUUGAACCUUUCGAGUUCUGCCAUAUGGGGCACGCUGUACCAUCUCAAUUUCUCCCAAUUGCCCAGCUUGGUCACCCUUAAGCUUUCCAACAACUCACUCUACGGGAACAUCCCUUCAAGUAUUGGUAAUCUUUCCAAGCUCACUUAUCUGGAUUUGUCACGAAAUCGUCUUUUUGGACAUGUCCCUGCUCAACUUGCAUCACUUGGAUUGUUACAAGUUCUAGAGAUAUCACAUAAUAAUUUGACCGGUCCAAUUCCUAAUCACAUAGGUAGUCUGAGCAACUUGUCUGGCUUACAUCUUUCGGAUAAUAAGCUUUCUGGUUUCAUCCCUAAAGAAAUAGGAAUGCUCAAAUCUGUCAAAUUUCUGAUGUUAAUGAACAAUCGCAUCACUGGUCCUAUUCCUUCUUCGAUAGGAAACAUGAGCAGCUUGAUAAAGAUGUGGCUUUUCGAUAAUCAACUUGUUGGGGCCAUUCCAGAGGAAAUAGGAAUGUUGGGGUCUCUUAGUGAACUUGAUUUAUCAACCAAUUCUCUCAAUGGCUCCAUCCCUAUAACUUUAGGAAAUCUGAGUAAUUUAGCAUUUCUAUACUUCUAUCGAAACCAACUUUCCGGUCCCAUACCUUCAGAAAUUGGAGGAAUGAGAUCCCUCAUACAUUUUCAGCUGCUGAAUAACGAUCUAACAGGUUCGAUCCCAUCAUCCAUAGGAAACUUAAGCAAUUUGAAUUUCCUUUUCCUUCACAAAAAUAAAUUGUCUGGUCCUAUUCCAAAAGAACUGGGGAUGCUCAGCUCUCUCUCUGUUCUCAUGCUCUACGACAACAGUCUCUCUGGCUCGAUUCCUUAUACUAUAGGUAAUUUGAGCAAACUUGAGAUAUUGGCCCUAGCCCAAAAUGAGUUGUCUGGCUCGAUUCCGAAGGAGAUAGGAAAAUUGCAACUCCUCACAGCUCUGCAUCUAUUUGAGAAUAACCUAGAAGGCUAUGUUCCCAUCAAGAUUAGUAAUCUCACAUCACUCUCAACCUUUGAAGUAUCAAAUAACAAGCUUGUUGGUCGACUGCCACCAGAUAUAUGCCAUGGUCAAGUUCUUGUAUGGCUUACUGCUUCUGACAAUCAUUUCACAGGAGCAAUUCCACGGAGCUUAAAAAAUUGUACAAGGUUGUAUAGAGUUAGGCUCCAGAACAACCAGUUAAAGGGAAGUAUUACUGAUGCUCUUGGCAUAUAUCCCAACUUGGAUUACCUUGAGUUGAGCAACAAUGAACUUCGUGGAGAGCUUCCGUCCACAUUGGAUACCAUCUGA